Messenger RNA from Aspergillus brunneoviolaceus CBS 621.78, 556 nucleotides. RefSeq lists its product as uncharacterized. The record is from RefSeq and is a predicted model, not a curated record. NCBI's taxonomy places the organism in Eukaryota, Fungi, Ascomycota, Eurotiomycetes, Eurotiales, Aspergillaceae. Bases 219 to 515 code for a protein of 98 amino acids. The transcript has a single exon.
CUGACCUCCAGAUGCCCCUCAAUUGUCAAACUUGGUUCAGUUCAAGAUUGUACAAAAUCCUCCUCCUAUGUAUGUAUUUCGCUUAAGGCGGAGCAAACAUAUUUGUCUAGCAGUAGAUUCGGUAUGUACCAACGAAGCAGUCAUCGCGAUGGCGUCGUGGAGCAAGCACACCACGAAAACGGAUUUCCGCCUCUAUCCACGGGUGCAUCUCAACUCUAAUGUUUCAGAGUUUUUUUUUUUUUUUUUUGCGCUGUGUGUUGUGUCAUUUCCCAAAUCUCUUAACCUUCUUUUCUUCUUCCCGGCCACCGCUUAGAAGAAAGACCAUUGAGCCGUCGCCGUCUAGAAUGGGGGGCUGCGCCACCGGGAAUGAUCUGAGGGUGGCAACUGAAAAUAGACCUCGGAGCAGCAGCAUCUGCAGGACCCCAACCAGGCAAGCAGAGGGGGGGGGGCGGCGACGGCGGCGGCGGAGAACCACCUACAGCCGUUCCGCAAUGUGCGCUACGUAUCAGCUUUGAAGGAACUGAUUGCUGCACCCCGGAAUCAUCACUGGGAAAGG